Messenger RNA from Orbilia oligospora ATCC 24927, 2028 nucleotides. RefSeq lists its product as uncharacterized. Gene Ontology annotation, cellular component: cytoplasm. Gene Ontology annotation, molecular function: magnesium ion binding. NCBI's taxonomy places the organism in Eukaryota, Fungi, Ascomycota, Orbiliomycetes, Orbiliales, Orbiliaceae. The record is from RefSeq and is a predicted model, not a curated record. The coding region runs from base 1 to 2028 and encodes 675 amino acids. Gene Ontology annotation, biological process: L-serine biosynthetic process; dephosphorylation. The transcript has a single exon.
AUGACGGACCGCGGAGCUAGAGAGAAUGGAAAGCCUACGAUCAUCGGAAUAUACGGUAUACCCGGAUCUGGAAAGUCAUUCCUCUUAAAGCAACUCGAGAGAGAGCUUGGAUCUCAGGAUUUUGAGUUUUACGAGGGUUCGGAGGUGAUUGCAAGUCUCGUCCCCGGAGGCCUCGAUACCUUUAAGAAGAUGCCCGAGCUACAAAAAGAACACUGGCGUCAACUUGCUAUCGAUAAAAUUGGGAAGACGUGUGGUAGCAGCGGACGUGUUGGUAUCGUUGCUGGACAUUUUAUGUUCUGGACUGAAGGAGAAGGAAAAGGGCGACCCGUUUAUACAGACAACGAUUUGAGGACCUUUUCCCACAUAAUAUAUCUAGAUACCCCAGCAGAUCUGACUUUCCAACAGCGGGCCAACGAUAAAGGGCGCAGCCGUCCCCUUUGUUCCUUGGAACAUUUACAAGAUUGGAAAACGGAAGAAAAGAUGCAACUACGCAGUCUCUGCUAUCAACAUGGAAUUUUGUUUUCCAUAGUCACGCCUACCUCGAUGAUGCUCAACAGAAUACUGACCCUAUUGCGUGAUUUUGUGCAGCAUAGCGAAGAGUUCAACUUAUCUAGCGCUGAGCACCAAUUAGACGAGCUGGUCAUUACUAGCCCGGCAAAGCUACACACCAUGUUAGUCUUGGAUGCCGAUCGAACAAUGAGCUCAGAGGAUAGCGGAAGGCUAUUUUGGGACCUUCUUUCGAACGACCCACAAACGACGGAUAAAGAUUACCACUUGAAGACGUUGUUCAGCAGCCCCCUCGGCUAUUCCUAUACAGCAUUUCGUCAAGCGACCCUACUCUAUGAAGAUUUCGCAGAUGAUUCAAAAUUUGCAAAGCUUUGUGAUGAGACUGCUGUGGCGAUAGCUAUGUAUCCAGAGUUUGUGGCACUACUCCGACAGAUUGCUGAGCAUGAUCACGUCGGUGCAGUGGUCAUCACCUGCGGGCUCCGUCGAGUCUGGGAGACGAUUCUGGACAGAGAGGGCCUCUCCGGAAAGAUCAAAGUAAUUGGUGGGGGCCGUACAGUUGACGGGAUCGUCGUUACUGCUGCAGUUAAAGCCGCAAUGGUUUCCCGUCUCAAGUACUACCACAACGUCCGCGUUUUAGCGUUUGGUGAUAGCGUCUUAGAUCUGCCGAUGUUGUGCCAGGCAGACGAGGCGAUUGUUGUGGUCGGUGACACCAAGACUAGAAGUAAGAUUAUGGACGGUGCGCUAUUAGACGCCAUCGAAAACGGAGGUCUGUCGGCUAGACAAGUUCUUCUUCCCAGCAAUGUCUCAGCUCGGCUUAACACUACCAUUCUACCCGCCCUCCAAUUAACCAACCCCGGUUUCAUCAACUCUGUUAUACAGCAACGAAGCCGGGGCCUUCCAAGAAUCUUUCAUGCCACGAAAAGGAAUGCAGCUAAGCAACUGAUGACUCCCAUGCGAGACGCUAGAGUCUCUGGUCCAGCCCUUCGGGAGGCCCAUCGCCGCGCCGGAUGGUACUUAGCAACAGAGUUUCUAACAGACUUUAUCGGAGUGGAGGAGUAUUCCAUCCCUCAUGUCCAAGGAAACGAAACGACUGGCUACCGACUCCGAAACGAGAAGUCAACUUUGAUUGUGGCGUUAAUGCGAGGCGGGGAACCGAUGGCGCUUGGAGUCAACGAUGCUUUCCCUUCCGCCAUGUUUCUUCAUGCAAAAAGUCCAGAGGAUGUUAAAUUGGUGCAUGUAUCACAAAAAAAGACGAUCAUACUUGUCGAUUCGGUGAUUAACAGUGGUAAAACUGUGGUUGAUUUUGUUCGGCACAUCCGCGAUAUAAAUUCUUCGAUUCAGAUUACGGUAGUGGCCGGGGUCGUUCAGGCCCAAUCUAUCUCCGAGGGAAGCCUAGCCCAAGAAAUCGAUUCACGCCCAAAUUUGGGUAUUGUCGCUCUAAGGUUGUCUCAGAAUAAGUUUACAGGCCGUGGCACGACUGAUACCGGUAAUCGUCUUUUCAAUUCGACCCAUAUCCCUUAA